UUCCUGUCACUGUGUAUCCAGAACAGCGGGUUUGGUCAGAGUGUGUGUGUUGUUGCAGGAUGUGGUGAGUGAGUGCGAGAGGUGGUGCCGCUCACAGCUCGCGUGGUGACGAUAGGUACAGCGAGACGUGGCGCGCUCAGAGACGGGGCAGCAGCUGGAAGACUCGAGCGAGUUGAAGUUCGUUGUGAAGGGCGGAAAAUCACGGGCCGACGGCCGCUCCAUACAAGGCAAGGUCGGGUGGGGAGCAGUUUAGGGAGCAGCGCUGAUCCAAUCAUCUGCGCUCCUGGGAAGAGCCGGAACCGAGCGACGCGACUCGUUUUGUUUACUAUAAAUAUUUUUACAUGUUUGAGAUGUUUCUUUAGAAACUCUCUUGUUUGUUUAGUUGUUUAGUUUUUAGUUUUGUUGUUUGUUUUGGAUUGGUGUACUUUGGAGAUGAGUGCGUCAGCAAACGGAGUGGAACCCAAACCCGCACCAGCGGUCAGUCAGAACGGACCGGGUUCUGCUCCGACCCCCAAAGAUGUCGAAACACUCAAGCCGGUUGAACCGGACGAGGAGCCGCAGUCUUCGAUGACGGACGCCACGCAGAUGGGAAUUAAGUUCGCCAAGACAUUCCUGGUGAUUUUUCCCAUCUACGUGCUGGGAUAUCUGGAGUUCAGUUUCAGCUGGGUCCUCAUUGGCCUGGCCGUGCUGUUUUGGAUCAGGCGGAAUCAGGGGACCAGAUUCGCUCGGGUCAACCAGGCACUGGCGUUUCUGGAGCAUGAGGAGCGAGCGGUGCGUCAGACCGUCCGGAGCACAGAGCUGCCGCCGUGGGUUCAUUUUCCAGAUGUGGAGAGAGUGGAGUGGCUCAAUAAGACUGUGCAUCAGAUGUGGCCAUAUAUUUGUCAGUUUGUAGAUAAAAUCUUCAGAGAGACCAUUGAACCAGCUGUGCAGGGGGCCAAUGCGCACCUUAGUACUUUCACCUUCUCCAAAAUAGACAUGGGGGACAAGCCUCUCAGGGUGGAUGGAGUGAAAGUUUAUACAGAGAAUGUGGAUAAACGACAGAUUAUUAUGGACCUACAGAUCAGUUUUGUCGGAAACACUGAAAUUGACGUGGACAUUAAGAAAUACUACUGCCGUGCAGGAAUCAAGAGCAUACAGCUUAAUGGGGUGUUGAGGGUCGUCAUGGACCCGUUGCUAGGAGACAUGCCUCUGAUUGGCGCUCUGUCUGUGUUCUUCCUCCAGAAACCCUUUCUGGAUAUAAACUGGACGGGUCUUACAAAUAUGCUGGACAUUCCUGGAAUAAAUGGUCUGUGUGACAGUGUUAUUCAGGAUAUCAUAUACAGUUUUCUUGUGUUGCCAAACAAAAUCACUAUUCCCCUUGUAAGUGAUGCACAGAUUUCCAAACUCCGCUUCCCUAUGCCAAAGGGCGUUCUGCGGAUUCACUUUCUGGAAGCACAGGACCUGGUGGGAAAGGAUACGUUUCUGGGUGGUAUGAUAAAAGGAAAGUCGGACCCGUAUGGGGUCCUUCAACUCGGUAAUCAGCUCUUCAGAUCCAAAGUCAUCAAAGAGUCGGUAAACCCUAAAUGGAAUGAAGUAUAUGAGGCAUGUGUGUACGAUCACUCAGGACAGAAUUUGGAGAUAGAACUAUAUGAUGAGGACACGGAUAAGGAUGAUUUUCUGGGAAGUCUUACUCUCAACAUAGAUGAACUACAGAAGGAACAGAAAAUAGACGAGUGGUUUUCACUUGAUGAUAUCGCUAAAGGGAAGCUUCACCUGAAGAUUGAAUGGCUUUCUCUUCUCUCUACACCUGAUAAACUCGAUGAGGUUUUAAGCAGCGUUAAAGCAUAUAAAGGGCAGGCCAAUGAUGGACUGUCAUCAGCAGUACUGCUGGUGCUCCUGGACUCAGGCAAAAAUCUGCCACGCAAUCCUUUAGAAUUCAACAAUGCAGGUCUGAAGAAGGGUACGGUCAAUAAAGCAAAAAAGUCCGGUAAAAAGGUCAGCAGUGUGCCCAGUCCAUUCGUCCAGUUUACUGUGGGACACAAAUCCUUUGAGAGCAAGACACGAUAUAAAACCAACGAGCCGGUUUGGGAGGAGGCCUUCACAUUCCUGAUCCACAAUCCAAAGUGUCAAGAACUUGAAGUGGAGGUAAAGGAUGACAAGCACGAGUGUUCCCUAGGGACGUGUUCUCUUCCUCUGUCUAAGCUGCUGCAGGAGGAUCAGAUGACCAUCAGUCAGCGAUUCCUUCUCAAAAACUCAGGACCCGGUGCUACACUCAAGAUGAAGAUCGCACUUAGGAUUAUCUCUGUGGAUAAGUUGGCUGCAUCGGAUCAGCCGUCCUCAGUUCAGAUCCGCCGUCCCAGCUCCAGCAUGACCCCCAGCCCCUCCCCUCAUCGGCCCAAUGUUUCAGAGCCCGCCCCGGCAUCCAAAGCCCAGCAACCCAACCCUACAUCCAAGACCCAACCCACCCCAACACUCUCCCCACGGGUGGACUCCCAAAUGGACAUCAGGCCAUUGGAGGACUCGUCUAGCCGUCUGGUUAAAUCAGGGCGGAGUGCGUCUAACCUCGCCAUUUCUGGCUCUCUGCUAAACCUGAACCAGAAAGAGCCCACACCCAGCAUAGCAUCUGACAUCUCCAAUCCCAGCACCACCCAGGAGCUCCAGAGGACAAUGCAACAAUUACAGAAUGGCGCCUCACCAGGUUUCGCUCCAUUAGGGGAAAUUCAGUUAACCAUCAGGCAUAGUCCCCAAAGAAACAAACUAAUUGUCGUGGUGCACAGCUGCAGGAAUCUGAUCUCUUCUUCUGAAAGUGGAUCUGAUCCAUACGUCCGGUUGUAUUUGCUGCCUGAUAAACGACGCUCUGGACGCAGAAAAACAAACACGAUAAAGAAAACGGUGAACCCGGUCUACGAUCAAACGUAUGAAUUCAGCGUGUCACUCGUGGAGUUGCACAGAAGAGUUUUAGAUGUGGCUGUGAAGAAUGGAGGAGGAAUCCUGUCAAAACACAGAGGGCUGCUGGGAAAGGUGUUAGUUGACUUGACUUCUGAGGAUAUAUCAAAGAGCUCAACGCAAUGGUAUGAGCUCACAGUGGACGGACAGAGGCGAACAUCCCCUUAAUCAAAAGAACGCCCUUUUUCCGCCUACACAUAUAUAUAUAUAUAUAAAAAAAAAACUACAAAUCCCUACACAAGACUCCAAACCUCAACCAUAUUUAAGCCAUGUGUUAAG
Messenger RNA from Pimephales promelas (fathead minnow), 3204 nucleotides. RefSeq names its product extended synaptotagmin 2a (gene esyt2a). NCBI's taxonomy places the organism in Eukaryota, Metazoa, Chordata, Actinopteri, Cypriniformes, Leuciscidae. Gene Ontology annotation, molecular function: calcium ion binding; phosphatidylethanolamine binding; calcium-dependent phospholipid binding. Gene Ontology annotation, biological process: lipid transport. The record is from RefSeq and is a predicted model, not a curated record. Gene Ontology annotation, cellular component: endoplasmic reticulum membrane.